Magnolia sinica is the source of this 1023-nucleotide messenger RNA. RefSeq lists its product as uncharacterized. NCBI's taxonomy places the organism in Eukaryota, Viridiplantae, Streptophyta, Magnoliopsida, Magnoliales, Magnoliaceae. Bases 1 to 1023 code for a protein of 340 amino acids. The transcript has 4 exons. The record is from RefSeq and is a predicted model, not a curated record.
AUGGAUUCGUCAGAUGAGGAAUCAGCAGAUAGUACAAUUGUCUUUCAAGCGGUGGCAGCUUAUGUGCAGGUUGUUGGGGAAUAUUGUCAUACGUACAUGUUCAAGCAACCGGCGCGUCAUGGGGAUGAUGAGCGAGCAAGGUUCAUCAAUUCUAUUAUUCGGGCUAGCGACAAAGAUUGUGUAGAUCAGCUUAGGAUGAAUCGAGAAUCCUUUUUUGAACUGUGUGCGCUGCUACGCGAGAAGACACGACUCCGUGAUACGCGUAAUGCAAUUAUAUCAAUGUACCCUGAUUUAGUUAAACCGGCCAUCAUAGAGCCGUCGUCAGAGAUUCAAACAAAUCCAAAUUGGUCUGCUUACUUUAAGGAUUGCGUCGGUGCAAUUGAUGGUACACACAUUCCAGCGCAUGUGUUGGCGGUUGACCACGCGAGCUUCAGCAAUCGCAAGGGGGUGCUCUCCCAAAAUGUACUGGCAGCGUGUACUUUCGAUAUGAAAUUUACAUAUGUGUUGGCCGGUUGGGAGGGUUCUGCUUCGGAUGCGAGAGUGCUACAUAAUGCAUUGACCCGAUCAGAUGAUCCCUUACUUGUGUCAAACGGAAAAUAUUAUGUUGUCGACGCUGGAUACGCUCAUUCACCUGGAUUUAUGGCUCCAUACUGGGGCGUUCGGUAUCACUUACAAGAAUAUCAAACCGGGAGAGCUCCUGCGAACAUGAAGGAGCUGUUUAAUUACCAAUAUGCACAAUUGCGCAAUGCAAUCGAGCGAUGUUUCAGUUUAUUGAAAGGCAGAUUUUCCAUCUUGAAGAGCGCUAUGCAGUACGAAUUUCAAACACAAGUCGAGAUUGUGAUAGCCUGCUGUGUCUUACACAAUUAUAUACAUGUCCAAAAUGAGUCUCCACAGGACAGUGAUUUCGCUACUAUAUCUGGUGUUGAUGUGGAGGGUAUCCCAACGCCACAAGAGCUAUCAAGAAAUUACGAGCGGCAAUGGUUACUUCGAGUAACGCAGCGUGAAAAAGAUGCUUGGAAUUGA